This is a messenger RNA of Carlito syrichta (Philippine tarsier), 1838 nucleotides long. RefSeq names its product coiled-coil domain-containing protein 173. Lineage: Eukaryota; Metazoa; Chordata; Mammalia; Primates; Tarsiidae. The record is from RefSeq and is a predicted model, not a curated record. The transcript has 7 exons. Bases 24 to 1385 code for a protein of 453 amino acids.
UUGUUUUAAUUUUUUUACAGGGGAUGAAAGAACAGAAACUUGAAGCUAAAAAGAAGCGUGAUGAAGAGAUAGAGGCAGAAAGACAAAUUCUUGAUGUGGAAGAAGCAAUACACAAGCAAGGCGAAAGAAAAAAGGCCAUUGAACAUGCAAAGCAGUACCAAUUUUACCAGACCGAAAGAGUGAAAAGUUUUCAUUCAGGACUUCUUCUUAGUAGAGUUAUGAAAGAACGUGAUGCACAGAUUGAAUUCCAGAAAAGUAAGAUAAAAUCAGAUAAAAAAUGGGAAGAACAAUUGAAACUCAACAUUGAAAAAGCUUUUAAAGAAGAACAAGAAAAAGCAGAAAAACGAUGCAGAGAAAGAGUGGCUCUUGCCAAAGAUCAUCUAAAACAAAUAAAGGAACAUGAAGAAGAAAUAGAAAGGAAGAAAAAACAUGAAGUAAAAGAUGCUGAGGAAAUAAAACGACAGAAUUUAUUAUAUGAAAUAGAAAUGAGAAAAAAAUUGGAAAAGAAAAAAGAAGAGAUACAUGAAAGCAGGAGGCUGUUUUUUGAACAUAUGCAUGAUAAACAUACAAUCAAAGCUGUAGAACAGCAGCAGCAAGAGGAGGAAGAUGAAAAGAUUAGAAAAUUUAUCAAAGCAAAAAAGCGUCUUAUACAAAUGGGGAAAGAAAAAGAAGCUGAAACACACAGGCUAAUGGAGGAACGAAGAGAAAGAAUAAAUAACUUCCUGAGUGAACUAAUGAAAGAGAAACUUGACAAUGAAGAUUUGAUUAUUGCUAGAGAUAUUGCAGAAGCUGAGGCUGAAUGGGAAAAAAGAGAAAAAGAAAAAAAUGAAAAAAACAAAACAGAAUUAAAAGCAAUUGCAGAAUAUAGAUCCAUUGUGAUGAAAAAUAAAGAGGAAGAAGAAAGACAAAGACAAGUAGAGGGUAAAGAACAAUUGCUGGCUGUCAUGAAAGCAGAUCAGAUUUUCUGGGAACAUGAAAAGGAGAAAAAACGCAAAGCUGAUAAAGAACGCCGAGAAGUUCAAGAUGCCCAUAUUCAGCAAAUGGCCAAAAAUAAGUUUAACGCGAAGCAAGCAAAACAAGCAGAAUUAGAUUAUUGCAGACUUACUGAGGCUCUUGUGGCUGAAAAGGAGAAAGAAUUUCGAGAUUAUGCCAGAGAAGUAAUUGAACUUGAAACUGAAACAAAUAAACACAUUUAUCCUCUGGUAAAAGCUGUACAUGAAGGACCUGGAGGUGGUCGUGGACCAGUGUUUGUGGACAGAGGUGGAUUAAGACCCAGCUAUCAGUCAAAUGAUGCCACUGGAGUUCAGCUCCCUUUUUAUAGCACUCAGGGAUCAAAAUAUAAUAAUUUUCAAAAGUCUAAGAGAAGGCUAGGUUUUACAUGGUAGAAACAAUAUUUUUAAUUUUAAGAUUGAGAAAAUGAAGUGGCAAAUAUGAGCUACAGAUGUAAAUGAAUUAUAUACUUAUAUGAUUUCUGUUAAUAAAGCUAUUCUUCAUCUAAGUACAAUUAAGUCUGAUUUAUUGAUCAGAAUAUUUCCAUUGGGUAUACAUAAAGCCCCAAGGUUAAUUGACUGAGAUUUCCUUUUGUUUAUUGUGUAAAAUAUAUACACAAUGUAAAAAUUUUAAAAUGUACAUCCAGUGGCAUUAAGUACAUUCACAAUAUUAUGCAGCCAUGACCAUUAUCUAGUUCCAGAAUUUUUUGGUGCCCCAAAUGCAAACACUGUAUCCAGUAAGUGGUCACUUCCCAUUCCCCUCACCCACAGUCCCUGGUAAUCACUAAUCUGCUUUGUCUUUAUGGGUUUGCAUAUACUGGGUAUUCAUUUAAGCGGAAUCAUACUGUG